Podarcis muralis (Common wall lizard) is the source of this 5450-nucleotide messenger RNA. RefSeq names its product SATB homeobox 1 (gene SATB1). Gene Ontology annotation, biological process: chromatin remodeling; regulation of transcription by RNA polymerase II. Lineage: Eukaryota; Metazoa; Chordata; Lepidosauria; Squamata; Lacertidae. Gene Ontology annotation, molecular function: RNA polymerase II cis-regulatory region sequence-specific DNA binding; DNA-binding transcription factor activity, RNA polymerase II-specific. The record is from RefSeq and is a predicted model, not a curated record.
UAAUCCAAUUCCCCUUCUAGAUGUCCUUUCUCCCUUCCACCCCCCCUCCCGCCCCAGUUUACUCCACCGCCGCCGCCACCUCCUCCUCCUCCUGCUUGUCUCUGUGUCUCUCUCUCUCCCUCCCAGGACGCGUCGGAUGAUCCGGGGCCGCCGGGGAAGAGCUCCAGGCAGCAGCAGGGAGGCUACGUCCUCCUCCUGUCUUGGGCUGUAUACAUAUUUAAAAAAAAAGAAAGGGGGGAAAAGCCGGUGGCCCUCGGUGUUAUUUUGUAUUAAAAUGAGGAGGAGGAGGAGAAGGAGGAAGAAGCGGCGGCGGCAGCAGGAGCAGAAAGCAAUAGAGGAAGGAGCAGAAGAAGGGACGGCGGCGGCAGCAGCAGCAGCAGGAGGAGGAGUGAUGAGUCAACUAAUAAUUUAAUGGGGACAGAGAGAGAGAGGGAGAGCGCGAGCGAGCGAGAGGGAGAGCGAGCAAGCAAGCAAGCAACGAACGUCCGGGGGACACACACUCACACACACACACGCAAACACGCAGACACACCACCCUGUAACAUCCAGCAACAACCACCAAACCGGCCUAAAUAACCAUAAUAGCCAGCCGAGGGACAACAAGAAUUUUGAAAGCUCACAGGAUUUAUUUUGUUAUUACUAUUUGGGGUAACCUGAUUUUCCCUUCUUGCACCCUCCUCUCAUCUUCUCUCCCCAGCUUUCGUUUCUCCCUAAGUCUUCGGAAGUAGAUUUAUUUUUUUAUUUUUUUAUUUUUAAUUCUCUUCUCCGAAGUGAAGUGAUUUUUUGAUAAUUUUUUUUACUUUUGGUGGUGACUGUUUCCUUCCGCUCCCCCCUCCCUCCCUCCCUCCCUCCCCAAACGCAAUCUCUCUGGGUUAAUGAGGAAGGAGAGGCUUUCUGCAUUAUUAUGAUGAUGAUUAUAAAAAAAAACCCCGAACAGCAAGGACAAUAGUGAAACUGAAUUUUAGUGCCUUUACUGGAACUUUUCUAAUAUCCUUUUUACGUUUUUUUGCUAUGUUUCUUUUUCUAUGGAGGGUUUAUGCAGAAAGUUUUUGGAUUAGUUUUUUGGGGGGAAGGGGGAAGGGAUGUCUUUAGCUUCUAUUUUUUGUGUGCCUGUGUCUUAUUAGAAAAUAAUUGUAAGGGACAAGAUCAAUACAUUUUCUGUUUUCAGAAAUAUUAGGCAGAAGAGCUGUUUCAUUUCCUCCCCAUCUUCAUUCUCUGAUUUACACUUUUUUUGAAAGCAGAGUUAGACAGGUUACAACUUAUCUCAGUUUUGCUUUUCUUUUCCUUUAAUAGAAACUUUUAUUAUUGUGAGCAUUACACUUGUCUGGUUAAUUUUUUAGACUUUUUCAUUCCCCGUUAUUGGUGAGACUACGAUUCUCAGUACAUUAAUUGGAACCUCUGCCCUCCCCCUCCCCCCCCCCGCUUCUUGCCUCCCCCUCCCAUGGCUGUGAUGCUUUGCUUAUGUGUUUCCCCUUCCCCAGAAAAAUAGAAUUUUGGGAGGGAGGUAUCCUCCAGGUUUCCUUAAUUUUUUUUGAUUAAAAAAGGACUUAGAAAACAUCAGACCCGAGCUUCUUCCUCCUCUUCAAGAGAUCGGUGUGCAAAGGAAAUCUCCUUUGUUUCCAUUAUUUAUAUGCUGUCAAGUUUUGAAGUGGAGGUAAUGGUGAGCUGGCUUGUGAUGGCUAUUCUUUCUAGCAGGUGAUCUUUAGAGGCGGGACUGAGUAUGGAUCAUUUGAACGAGACAACUCAGGGGAAAGAACAUUCAGAAAUGUCUAACAAUGUAAGCGAUCCGAAGGGUCCACCAGCCAAAAUUGCCCGCUUGGAGCAGAAUGGGAGCCCGUUAGGAAGAGGAAGACUUGGAAGUACAGGAACUAAAAUGCAAGGAGUGCCUUUAAAACACUCUGGACAUCUGAUGAAAACACAUGCUAGAAAAGGAACCAUGCUUCCAGUUUUCUGUGUAGUGGAACAUUAUGAAAACUCCAUUGAGUAUGAUUGCAAAGAAGAGCAUGCAGAAUUUGUUUUGGUAAGGAAGGACAUGCUAUUCAACCAGCUGAUUGAAAUGGCAUUGCUGUCGCUUGGAUAUUCUCAUAGCUCUGCUGCUCAAGCAAAAGGACUAAUCCAGGUUGGGAAAUGGAACCCAGUUCCUCUCUCCUAUGUGACAGAUGCCCCUGAUGCUACAGUAGCUGACAUGCUGCAGGAUGUUUAUCACGUGGUCACACUGAAAAUCCAGUUGCACAGUUGCCCUAAACUAGAAGACUUGCCUCCUGAACAAUGGUCUCACACAACAGUAAGAAAUGCUCUGAAGGACUUACUGAAGGAUAUGAACCAGAGUUCAUUGGCCAAGGAAUGUCCCCUUUCACAGAGUAUGAUUUCUUCCAUUGUGAACAGCACUUACUAUGCAAAUGUCUCGGCAGCAAAAUGUCAGGAAUUUGGGAGGUGGUAUAAACAUUUCAAGAAGGCAAAAGAUAUGAUGGCUGAAAUGGAUAGCCUUUCUGAACUAUCCCAACAAGGUGCCAACCACGUCAACUUUGGACACCAACCAGUCCCAGGGAACACGGCUGAACAGCCUCCAUCCCCUGUUCAGCUUUCUCAUAGCAGUCAACCACCUGUUCGGACCCCACUUCCAAACCUGCAUCCUGGACUUGUAUCUACUCCCAUUAGUCCUCAGUUGGUAAAUCAGCAACUGGUAAUGGCCCAACUGUUAAACCAGCAGUAUGCAGUGAACAGACUUCUAGCCCAACAGUCCUUAAACCAACAGUACUUGAACCAUCCUCCUCCGGUCAGCAGAUCCAUGAACAAGCCGUUGGAGCAGCAGGUCUCAACUAACACAGAGGUGUCUUCCGAAAUCUACCAGUGGGUGCGUGAUGAAUUGAAACGAGCAGGAAUCUCGCAGGCAGUUUUUGCACGUGUGGCAUUUAACAGAACUCAGUGGAAAAGCAAUUGGCAUGUUGUGGAAAAAAAGCAAUGCAGGAAAGAAGUUACAAACUAUAUGCUGAAAUUUGUUUGCAGUAGGAAUCCAGCUACAAUCAGUACAACUAAGGGCUUGCUCUCAGAAAUCCUGCGAAAGGAAGAAGACCCCAAGACCGCGUCACAAUCUUUACUGGUAAACCUUCGGGCAAUGCAGAAUUUCUUGCAGCUGCCGGAAGCAGAAAGAGAUCGAAUAUACCAGGAUGAAAGGGAAAGAAGUUUGAAUGCAGCUUCUGCAAUGGGCCCCACACCUCUUAUAAGCACACCGCCCAGCCGACCAACACAAGUAAAAACUACAGCUAUUGCAACAGAAAGGAAUGGAAAACCAGAAAACAAUACUAUGAACAUUAAUGCUUCCAUUUAUGAUGAGAUUCAGCAGGAAAUGAAGAGAGCUAAAGUGUCUCAAGCAUUAUUUGCAAAGGUUGCAGCAACUAAAAGCCAGGGGUGGCUCUGUGAACUCCUGCGCUGGAAAGAAGAUCCUUCACCUGAGAAUAGAACCCUGUGGGAGAAUCUGUCAAUGAUCCGGAGAUUCCUCAGUCUUCCUCAGCCUGAAAGAGAUGCCAUUUAUGAACAAGAAAGCAAUGCAGUUCAUCACCAUGGCGACAGGCCUUCCCACAUUAUCCAUGUUCCAGCAGAGCAGAUUCAGAGCCCCUCUCCCACCAACCUUGGGAAAGGAGAGCAUAGAGGCGCUUUCUUACCUGGCCUGCUGACCACUGGACCUUGGCUGGGUGCUGCUCCCCAGCAGCAGCAACAACAACAACAGCAGCAGCAGCAGCAACAGCAACAACAACAGCAGCAGCAACAGCCACCACCACCAGGCCCCAGAUUACCCCCAAGGCAGCCAACAGUAGCAUCACCAGCUGAAUCUGAGGAUGAAAAUCGUCAGAAGACCCGCCCACGAACAAAGAUUUCCGUGGAAGCCCUGGGCAUCCUUCAGAGUUUUAUACAAGAUGUAGGCCUAUAUCCAGAUGAAGAAGCAAUCCAGACUCUUUCAGCUCAACUUGAUCUUCCCAAAUACACCAUCAUCAAAUUCUUUCAGAACCAGCGAUAUUAUGUCAAGCACCAUGGAAAGCUGAAAGACAACUCAGGCUUGGAGGUGGAUGUUGCAGAAUAUAAGGAAGAAGAGCUGCUUAAGGAUUUGGAAGAGGCUGCACAAGACAAAAAUACGAACACACUUUUUUCAGUUAAAUUAGAAGAAGAGUUAUCUGUAGAAGGGAACACUGACAUUAAAUGAGUUGAAAGACUGAUUGAAAAAGUAUUUAUUCAACAGUGUCACUGCUAUUUACUAAUGAAAUGAAAAUUCCAUCCUGUGUUCUGUCAGCAACCUCUAUUCAUUGUUUGGCCAAUGAAUCUUCCAAAACUUGCACAAAAGUUGAAAAAGGAUAAUGCAGACUGCACUAGAUAUUUUACAAUUUGCUUCAGAGCUACAGAUGAAGCAUUGAGGAUUGUUUCAUAUUAAUUUGUGUUCACUGGGUACACCAAGAUGUAUCCAAUAAGCAUGAUAUCUGUGGGUUGUUUUUUAUUAUUAUUAUUAUUCUAGAGCUUUCAGACAAGCAUUACUUUUGUGAUUUAUUGUUUUGGUUUUGGUUUAUUUUCCAAUUAUUACUGUUAACACUCCACACUUGAUCUUUGAAAGCUCACAUUUAUUUAAAUAAUAGAAGAAAAAGAAGAAGAAGAAGAAGAAGAAGAGUUUGUUACUCUUGCUCUAUUGUAUGUUACAAAAGAACUAUAGACUGUGGGAUGCAGUUUAAAGUUAACAUAUGCCAACAAAUGCCUUGUAUUAUAUGGCACUGCCGUAACUCAGAUUUGUUUUCUUUUCAGAAAUAAGAGGUCACUGUAUCUUUUUCAUUCUCAUUCUCAUUGUUACAUGAUUUUUUGAAAACAAAAUGUGAAACACUGUUUUAUCCCCAUUAUUUAUUUGUAGAUCCUACAGCAUCAUGUUGUAAUUAAUUUUUAGAAGUUUCCGUUAAAUGUAAUAUUGCUUCUCUUGUUAUCAUACUGAUUUUUUUUUCUAUUUAUAAAUGUAUUUUGAUGGGCAGUAAAACAAAGUGUCUUAAAAGUUUUAAAUAGAGAAAAUGUGCUUUACACAGUUGCCUAUAAAAAGUGCUCUAUGUUAUCCAAGCAAUUCAUACUAUAAGCUUCACUCUUAUUGUUGUAUGCAAUUUUUACUAUCAUGCAAAUAAGCUUAGGUAAAUAAAACUAAUAGAUCACCUUAGAAACUUAUGCAAUUAAUGUGAAAAUAAUUGAUGUUUGCAAUGUGUCUUCCUUUGGUUUACAAUCAAUUUUAAAGCUACAGCUGUAUAAAUUUUCUGUAUAAAGGUGUAUUUCUUUUUUAUGAGUUUAUUGCUAUGAAAACACCAGUUAUUUUGUUACAGCUGGCUGUUUUUAUAAGUGUAUCACAAUUUUCUUUAAGCAGAAAUGUUCUGACUAGGAGUGGUUAUUGACUGUAACUACACAAUUAAAAUUGUUUGUAUGGUAUGAUACGA